AGGAGGAUUUGGCAAAAACCACCAACUCUUUCAUCUCAAGUGUUACUUUAGAAGUUUGUGCAUGCCAAAAAAAACCCAGCAACCAUCGAUGUGAAGAACGUUGGGUGAAGCAUCCAUCUACCGUGACUGGCUCGAUUAUCACGUGAAAUGGGUCUAAUCCCUGAUCCGCCGUAAGCAAAAGUGCCUAGAUCGAGGAGCAUUAUCCUUGGUUGGAGAACAUUCUCCCAUUUCGGCUCUCAACCUUUCUCAAACUAAGUGAUGGCUUCGGCCUUGGAUUGAAAUCCUUAUGCCUCAUUUCCUCUGUGAGUGGUGCAGUGAUUUUAAAUGGGUUCAACCCAAAUAACACCAGGGGAUUCAAGCCGGCAGACUAAAUCGAAAAAAAAAAUGUCUAAAUAAACAAUUGAAUGAAUGCAAGCCAACUGAAGAACGGAUAAGCAGAGUUGGCCAUACUUUCCUGGCUGAAAGUCAUCCGAAGUCUUUACUGUUAUGGGUGUGCUUUGAAUUUAAUGGUGAAACGACCGACUCGGCGAGUUAGUUGGCUCAAGAGUGAGGAGUGUCACCGUCCUCCACAUCUCCUUCCGUCUUAGGUCGUCGUGUUGGUGACAGGGAAUUUAAGUGCAAAAAGGUUCCCUCUCUCGAUCGAGGCUGUUUCCACACACCGGUGUAGACUGUAUAGUGUGGUAUCUAUUACCCUUCUCUCCAUCUCUAUCCAUCUAUCUAUCUAUCUAUUUAGUGCGGCCGAGUUUCUUUACUCAACCUUCUUCUUGCCUUUUCCCCCACCGCUUUUGCUGAGCCCCCGACCGCCAGAAGCGAGAAGCUUCUCACUCACUCACUCACUCACUCGUUCUCUUCUCACCCGUUUGUGCGUACGAACAGCUCAACGAACGAAGGAACGAACGAAGAACGAACGAAAAUAGAGAGAAGAAGAAGGCAAUUCGGGAACGUUGAAGCGUCGAGGGGUUGUUGGUUGGGUGGUAAAGCACUCGGUGGAUGGAGUUCAGUGGGCUCGAAUUGGUUGGCUGUGUGGCCGAUGAGCGGAUGGGUCCAGGGGUGAGUGAGUCCACACUCGCCGGCUUCAUUUCGUGUGCAUGAGUGUGGGUAUGUGUUUCAGAGGUUCACUCUCCCCGCAGCUCCCUCAUUCCCCGAGCAAGGACGGAGGACUUCGUUACCCAGAAUGAUAGCCGAGGAACCCUCUUUUCUUGAUCUCGUUCUGUUUUGUUGAUAGUUCUUCUCUGCAUUUUUGCUCUUGAGCACCGCAGACCCACUCCCGACCAAUUCCCAAGUACUUGGCCGCAUGUUGUCGUGUUAGUCAGUCCCUUCUCGAUCGCGCAUCGCCAAUGUCGAGCUCUACGUUUCCGACGAGGAUGCCUCCAUGCACUUCCUAGGACGGAACCGAGUUCAUAGACCAAGUUCGAACACAGUUGUCCAAUCGAUUCCAAACCAUCACUUCAAGACGUGUGGUUCCAUCGAAUGUGCCAUUUCACGUCAACAUGACGGUUCGAAUCCUAUCCGUUAGGGUCAACCUUGGAUUUGCAUUGUUGGGGUCGUUGCUGAUUCCGUGGUGUUCAGCCUUCUCACCCUCGGUUCUGCUCGACUCCUACUCAGGCCGAGAAAUGGUUCUGGAUCCCUGCUUUAGUGACAAACACAAACGUCCCACUUCGUGUGUCCCGGAUUUUGUGAACGCCGCAUUUGGUGUUCGAGUCGAGACCGCGGCGACUUGCGGGUCACACCUGAGCGAGUACUGCUCCAAAGGAGCCAAUGGGCGCCUCAAUUGCCACAAGUGUCAUGCGAAAAGCAAGGAAGCCGCCGAGUUCCUCACUGACCUUCACAAUCCCAACAACGAAACAUGUUGGCUCUCGGACAUGAACCCCACUGAGAAUGUCAGUCUGACCGUCUCAUUGAAGAAGAAGUUCGAGCUCACCUACAUAUCCCUCCAUUUCUGCAGUGACAAGCCCAAAACAAUGGUGAUCUACAAAAGCAUGGACCACGGCAAAUCAUGGCAACCGUUCCAGUACUAUUCUGAAGAUUGCCUCGGCACAUUUCAGCAGAAGGAGAAUGUCCAAAUCACACGAGCCAACGAGCAGGAGGCUCUCUGUGUCAAAGCCCAUUUGGACGAAGAUUCCGGCACUCGAAUUGCCUUUUCAACUUUGGCUGACCGACCCAGCGCAGAAGAUUUCGAGCACAGCCCAGUUCUGCAGGAUUGGGUGACUGCCACAGACAUUCGUAUUGUGUUCCCAUAUGUUCCCAAACCUGCAUCGCGAUCCUUGGGAACCAGAUCCCUGGAGUCCACACUCUAUAUCAAUAACAUUUCCAUGCCGGAUCGCCCCAAAGGAGAUUGGUCGCUGAACUCCGGCAUGAAGGAAUGGGUGGGGAUCUCCGAUUUGGCCAUUGGUGGGCGUUGUAAGUGCAAUGGACACGCCUCCGAAUGCAAAUUGGACCCCAACACUGGAGAUAUGGCUUGCCAAUGUAAACAUAAUACGGACGGAAAGGAAUGCGAAAAAUGCAAAGAAUUUCAUUUCGAUCGCCCUUGGGGCCGAGCCACCUCUUUAGGGGCCAAUGAGUGUGUUCCGUGUCAAUGCAACAACCACGCCAGACGGUGUCGAUUCAACAUGGAACUCUACCAACUUUCCGGAGGAGUCUCAGGAGGGGUUUGCCUCAAGUGUCGCCAUAACACAGCUGGUCGUCAUUGCCAUUACUGCAAAGAGGGUUAUUUCCGAAAUCCCAAAAAGCCCAUAUCCCACAGGAGAGCUUGCGAGUCCUGUAAUUGCCAUCCUGUGGGGGCGUCUGGCAAGAUCUGUAACCAAACCAAUGGCCAAUGCCCCUGCAAAGAUGGUGUCACGGGUCGGGAAUGUAAUCGGUGUGCUCGAGGAUACCAGCAAAGUGGAUCUCCUAUCGCUCCUUGCAUCAAAGUGCCCAACACCAUUCGUUCCUUGGGACGAACCCGACAUAAUGAGCACAAGAAAAACGAUGAUCCCGAUCCUGGUCCCAGUUAUGGCGAGCGCUACCAGAGUCCCUCGGAUGAUGAGUGUGCCGUGGCGGCAGAUGAGUGUCACAGCACCUCCAAACGCAUCCAGAUGCGCAAGUAUUGCAGUAUGGAUUCUGUUUAUCUGAUUACCGUUCUCGAGAAGGAGCACGUAGAUGAGAAAUGGACCACAUUUCGGGUUCAUGUCGAUAAGAGGUACAAGAAACCCUCGAGAGGCCCUCGACUCCACAGGGGCCAAGAGACGACUCUGUGGGUAAAGACGAGGAAUUUGCGGUGCCGCUGCCCUCGCAUCGAGGAGAACGCCUCAUUUCUCAUCUUUGAUGAGGCCGACGAUGAUGAUGAUAACAAUAAUACUAAUAGUAGUAAGGACGGGGGCAAGCGUGGCACUCGACCCGGGUUUGUGGUCUCCAAGAAGACUCUCAUGAUUGAGUGGAAACGCGAAUGGAGGCGACGGAUGAAGCGCUUCAAGCGAAGGUCAAGGAAGGUGUGCUAACAAAUCAAUGCACAACAACUCCCACCGACCGCACAAUGCAAAGAAUGCCCAGAUGAUGAUCAUCAUAAAAGAAACACAAGCAUUUACAGCCACUCUAUUGUAAAUCAUCGGACUGCAUGAUGAGUCAAAUUCAAAUCCUUUGUCAUAAUUAAGAAACCCAGUUUUAGCUACUCUGGUACAUUGGGUGGAACCCUCUUUGUUGAAUGGAGAUGUUUCAUUAUCUUUCAUGUCAUAUCAAUAAACUACUAUAAUUCUAAGUA
This is a messenger RNA of Tigriopus californicus, 3736 nucleotides long. RefSeq names its product netrin-1-like (gene NetA). Gene Ontology annotation, molecular function: protein binding. Lineage: Eukaryota; Metazoa; Arthropoda; Copepoda; Harpacticoida; Harpacticidae. The record is from RefSeq and is a predicted model, not a curated record. Bases 1491 to 3476 code for a protein of 661 amino acids. The transcript is spliced from 3 exons.